Molecule: messenger RNA, 1809 nt
Organism: Anopheles moucheti
Lineage: Eukaryota; Metazoa; Arthropoda; Insecta; Diptera; Culicidae
Product: mucin-5AC-like
Exons: 4
Coding region: 1-1809 (602 amino acids)
Source: RefSeq, a predicted model, not a curated record
AUGAAGAACUAUUUGGCUUCUCUGGUGCUCGCCGUGUGUCUGCUCACCGGCCCUGUCGCUAGCCAAACGGUGUCUAUCAAUAUCGGGGGAACUGUUAUCACUUUAGCCUCGUCCGAUCUAGCGACGAUAUUGGCCAUUAUAGCUUCAUUGCAAGCCACUACAACUACAGCAGCAGCCACUACCGCUGCGACGACCGCAGCCACAACUGCUGCUACCACUGCAGCCACAACAACCACAGUCGCAGCUACUACUGCCGCGACGACCGCAGCCACUACUGCAGCCACAACAACCACAGUCGCAGCUACUACUGCCGCGACGACAGCAGCCACUACUGCAGCCACAACAACCACAGUAGCAGCCACUACUGCCGCAACGACCGUAGCAACAACAACCACAGCUGCAGCUACUACUGCCGCGACGACAGCAGCUACAACAACUACUACAGCCGCAGCAACCACGGCUGCUACGACUACGACCACAACAGCAGCAACCACUGCUGCCACUACUACGACUACUGCUGCUACGACUACAACAGCUGCUCCGACUACGACCACUGUUGCUGCUACCACAACAGCAGCAACCACGGCUGCUCCGACUACGACCACUGUUGCUGCUACCACAACUACAACCAGUGCUCCGACUACCACUACCGUAGCUACAACCACUACAACGGCGCCAAGUGUCACUGUUACACUUAAUAUUAAUGGAAAUGCCAUUACUAUCGUGGGUUCUAGUUCCGCUUUGGUGAAUUUGAUAACACAAAUUUUGGCUAGCUUGACGAGUACAACUACCACUGUUGCACCGACCACCACGACUACAACGGUUGCACCGACCACCACCACCACUACGGUCGCGCCGACUACUACGACGACUACUGUUGCACCAACCACCACCACCACUACUGUUGCACCGACUACGACUACUACUACGGUUGCUCCGACUACGACUACCACUAAGGCGGCAACAUCUACGACUACUACUACGGUUGCUCCGACUACGACUACCACUAAGGCGGCAACGACUACGACUACUACUACGGUUGCUCCGACUACCACUACCACUAAGGCGGCAACGACUACCACUAAGGCGGCAACGACUACAACUACUACGACGACACGACCUUGCGGUGUUGGUAUUGGAAUCGGAGGACUAGGGGGUAUCGGUGUUGGGCUUGGAGCAGGACUUGGUGGUAUCGGUGCUGGGCUUGGAGCCGGACUAAAUGUAGGAGCUGGUUUGGGAGGAAUUGGCGCUGGAUUUGGUGCAGGAAUUAAUCUUGGUCCCAAAGUUGGAACUGUCGGCACAGGACUCAACAUAGGCACGGGACUCAACGUAGGCACGGGACUCAACGUAGGUACGGGACUCAACGUCGGCACGGGACUCAACGUAGGCACGGGACUCAACGUAGGCACGGGACUCAAUGUCGGUGCUGGUAUCCGUCCUAUCGGAUCAUUGCUGGGCACAGGAUUGAACUUGGCCGGUAAUGUGAUUAAUACGGCUGGUAAUGUGGCCGGUACAGCGAUUAAUACAGCUGGUAAUUUAGCUGGUAAUUUGGCCGGCACUGCGCUAAAUACGGCUGGUACUGCUGUUCGAGGAGUAGUCGGAGCCGCUACCAACGUGCUAGGCGCGGCCACCAACGUGGUUGGUAAUGUAGCCGGCGGACUUUUGGGAGGGUUGACCAAUGGUCUUCAGGCUGCCUCUAACGUAGGCACCAAGCUGAAUGUCGGUGGAAGUGUGUCCGCAGGUGGUGGACUCCUUGGAGGCCUGUCCGGUGGACUUACAGGACGUCUUGGGUUCGGAUUUGCUGGAUAA